Eurytemora carolleeae is the source of this 805-nucleotide messenger RNA. RefSeq lists its product as uncharacterized. The coding region runs from base 76 to 771 and encodes 231 amino acids. Lineage: Eukaryota; Metazoa; Arthropoda; Copepoda; Calanoida; Temoridae. The transcript is spliced from 9 exons. The record is from RefSeq and is a predicted model, not a curated record.
UCAAAAGGUGAACUGUUUUCCAUCUCCCAUGCAAUAGCUUUUAGCUACCCAUUCGAAAGUUUCCCAUUCAAAAUCAUGAGAAUAUUUUUACUCCUUCCCUUGAUAAGUGUUGUCAACUCUAAAACGUUUUUGGUUGAAACGGGUGAGAAACCAAAUAUUAACAAUCCAGCUUAUACUGCAGGUUCUAAAGGUGUAGGAGAUGAUUAUGCAUUAGAGGACUUGUUUGAGUUAAUCAGUAAACCUGAAACUAUUAGCGGGGCUGUUGACCUACUCAACACAGUACUAGAAUCUGGAAAGGCUGGAGAUAUUGCAAACCUUGCCACAGAAGCUCUAGGCGCUCUGAUGAAACCUGAAGGUGGAGCUAAAGCAAACCCUGGAGAUGUUGGAAACCCUGAAGAGGGUGAAGGUGAGGGUAACACCGAAGGUUCUGGCGGAACUAAUGGAGAUGAUUAUGCUCUGCAAGACGUUGUUGAGUUGAUGGCUAAACCAGAAACCAUCACUGGAGCAAUGGAAAUGCUCCAGAACUAUUUGAGCAAGGACCAAAAAGACAAAGAUAAAGUUAUGCCUGUACUUUCGGAUUUUGCCCUGAAAGCUUUUGCUGCAUUUUCUAAACCAGAAAAGGAAGGAGCAGCUAAAGGGGCAGCUAAAGGGACAGCUAAAGGAGGAGCUAAAGGGGGUGCUAAAGGGGGAUCUAAAGGAGGAGCUAAAGGGGGUGCUAAAGGAGGGAAAAAGCGUAAAACUGUAAAAAAAUCAUAUCCAGUGGUGAGAUAAAAAAGGGAAAAAAUGUAAAACUGGAAAAAAGGAU